AUGGUGGAAAAUGGAAAAGUGACAAAGCAAGAGAGGACUAGAGAGAGAAUGAUAAAGGAUCCUGGAUUUUUGGUGGGGCAUUGGAGUAGAAGAAGAAAGAAAUGUUCAAAGGAUGAGAGGAAUUAGUAUAACAGUUGUGAGUUAUUUUUCGAGACAGGGCUUGGGAGAUUUGAGCUGCUGAAAGACUUUUUUUAUGCAAACCCAACUUGGGCUACCAGCCGUUUGGCUAAAUGCGGAAAAUACUGUGAUCUAGUUUCCUACUUACCUGGGUUUCCUCAUGGCCAGAGGUCAAAAGGUAGAGUUCGGAGGCAAAAGAUGUGGGGUUUAUUAGAUGGAACUCAAGUAGGAAGCCUAGUGAACGAGAGCCAAAUUCAAUGCCACAUUGACAAACAUUCGCCUCGGAAUAUGACAAGUAAACGAGAGGCAGAGCCUAGUAAUUAUGAUUCUUUUUCUGAAUGUAAGUCAAGCUAUCUUAGACGAUCAACUAGGCAACAACAUAUGGCCACAGGAACUCAGAAGAGGGGAAAGUUAGACUCAAGAAAGUUUGAAGUCUACUUGGAGAAUAUGUGGAGAUGUUAUACGGAAGAGAAGAAGAACUCGUUUACUUAUCUCGAUUCCUUGUGGUUUUCCUUGUACUCAAAAGGAGCUUGUAAAGAAAAGGUGUUGAGUUGGAUCAAGAAGAAAAAUAUAUUUUCAAAGAAAUAUGUUUUUGUUCCAAUCGUACAGUGGGGUCACUGGUUUCUUUUGAUCCUUUGUAAUUUUGGUGAAAAUCCAGAGGCAAAAACCAAAAGUCGUUGCAUGCUGUUGCUAGAUUCACUGAAAGAGGCCCAUGCUAAGAAGUUAGAACCUGGGAUAAGAAGGUUUGUCUUCGACAUAUUUAAUGCAGAAGAACGACCGGAGAAUAAAAACGCAGUCAAUAAAAUUCCUCUUAGAAUUCCUAAGGUGCCACAACAGAAAAGUGACACUGAAUGUGGAUUCUACGUUCUUUACUACAUAAACUUAUGUGUACAGAGUGCCCUUGAAAGUUGUAGCUUUUCCAUGGGAUGUCCUCGUGUUAUGAAAGAAGACUGGUUUGGCCCUGAAGAAGUUGAAUGCUUUGUUAGGAAACUGGAAUCAAUGUAACAGUUGUUUGGAUUAAUUUUUAAUAGUAUUGUGAUGUAUAGAAAUGAGGCAGUUUAUGUAAGUUAGAAGGUAUUCUUCUGCAACUGUUAGGUAGACCUAAUUACUAAUGGUUAGGCAGAAGGCCGUCAUACUUUUUCAACAGAUAUGCAUACUUUCAAGCUAAAAUGACAUAGUAUAAAAAACACCAUGAACAAAAGCAUGUCAUUUCAUAGUAUAAGUAUGCAUUUUUUGUUAAAAAUAGUAUGACGAGUCUUUCCGCCUAAUGGUUAGACCGUCUCAUACAUGAAUGUUGAUUCUUUGGUGAUUAGGAAGUGUAUCUAUUGGUCUAAAUUAUUAUCUUUGAGUUUAUCUUUUGUAUAGAUAUUCAGUAUUGUCCAUUGCAAAUGGAGC
Striga asiatica is the source of this 1512-nucleotide messenger RNA. The record is from the annotation of a GenBank genome assembly. Lineage: Eukaryota; Viridiplantae; Streptophyta; Magnoliopsida; Lamiales; Orobanchaceae.